Mytilus trossulus (common blue mussel) is the source of this 9072-nucleotide messenger RNA. RefSeq names its product mitogen-activated protein kinase kinase kinase 4-like. Gene Ontology annotation, molecular function: protein kinase activity; ATP binding. The coding region runs from base 16 to 5073 and encodes 1685 amino acids. The record is from RefSeq and is a predicted model, not a curated record. The transcript is spliced from 24 exons. Gene Ontology annotation, biological process: protein phosphorylation; MAPK cascade. Lineage: Eukaryota; Metazoa; Mollusca; Bivalvia; Mytilida; Mytilidae.
CCGUGAUAAUCUGUCAUGGCGGCUGAUGGGACAAAGUAUCCCAGGUCAGCAUCGCCAAAUGAGGAUUACAACCCUUUGCACGACGAGACUGAAGCUAAAUUUUUCCACCAACAAAGUCAUGAUGCAGACAUUAGUGAAGAAGAAGAUCAGUUCAAUUCUGUUGAAUCUCUACCAGACAAUAUGUAUUCCAAUAUGGUGUAUGGCACAACACCACCCGCCAAUCCAAGAAGUGCAAAACUUGAAAAAGGCAAAAAACACUCUCAUCAGCGUAAAGUGUCUUACAAGGAGUAUAUUGCUACAAAAAAGAAACCUCAGCCAAGAACUCCAGUUAACAUCAUAAAAGAUCAGUAUGCAGACAAUCCAGUAUUUUGUAAACUCAGUGGUGUUGAUUCCGAUGACAACCUUGAAAGGGAUUUCUCACAAGAUGCAGAAAAAUUGAACAAAGAUAAUCGAAGUACCAAGAAAAAAAUUCUGAAAACAUCAAGGAGUUAUGAUAGGCAUUUGAAGGCUACUUCUGGUGAUUUGUCAAAUCUAGAUACAAAUACCGCUGACGUUUCUUUGACAACGUCCGGUAGAUUUUCAUCAACCAAUCCUCCAAGGAUUGACUUGUCAGGAAGGUUUUCUUCUUUGAUAAAUCGGCCAUCGCCUCUGACAAUAACUUUGACAAAUUCGUUAAAUUUAUCUAGUAGCUUGAACAGUUCUUGGGGUCCAUCAAAGCCUGAUAGCAGAAGGUUAUCUGUAGUCUGUCCAGAUUGUCCAAAGGACAGAAGUGAUUUCUACAAAAUCUUCUCCGCUCUUAUUCAGAUGGGCUCUCAACCUAAGAAGGAGAAAGAUCAUAACAGAAAAGAUAAAUUUGGAGCAUAUCGUCGACAAAUAAGCUCUGAACAAGAACUGUGGCAACAGCAUUUUGUGGAUUAUCUCUGGCUUGAACUACGAAUGGAACACUUAGGUUAUACUAGUUUUAAAGACUUUGAGGAUAAUCUAAGAGUAGAGAAAGCAAGAAUUCCACAGGUUCUGGAAGACAUCAUGAACUUUAAACUUGACAAUAAAGAUUUUAUACAACUUUGUGAUAUACCUGUGUAUAAUAAAGAUGCCAGUCAUGACCUGUCCUCGCCCGAAAUACUUUCAUGUGAAAAUAAUUCUAUAACCACGGAAACCAUUAGUUUUCAAAAAUUGGCAGUAAGCCAAGUGGAAGAAUUAUUAGACAAGUUAGACCAGUGUGAACAAUUAUUUCCUACUUCAAAAGCAUUUGCCAAGGAAUGUCCUCAGUAUGGUAGUAAAGAGUUUACCUUACAGGUGAAAUCUUUAUACCUGUGGUUAAAUAUAACUAGAGAUCUUUGUCAUAAAAUGAAACAAUUAGGUAAGAUGUUGGGUGUUCAAUACAUUCCAGAUAUUGACUGGCCAAUGAUGGACUUUGAAAGUCCACGAUGGCAUGAAACAAAAUCAAGUGUGUCUUUUCAUCGUGAGAGUAUACCAGAAAUCCGGGAACCAGAUUCUAGUGAAAGUGAAGACGAAGGUAUUGCAAACAACAAGUUGUCUCCUGGCGAUUCAAGUCAUUCCACAAAACGUGUUACAUUUACAAUGGGUUCAGGGAAAGCCAGUCCCACAAAUGAUGUGCCAAAAGAUACUUCUACCCCAUUAAAACCAAGUAUUAGAUAUUAUUCUACAUCGUCCACUGAUUUGUCACGAGUGUCAAGUGAAGCUAGUAUAAUGGACGAUUUUGCAAAGACAACAACAUUUGUGUAUAGGAAGUUUGUAGAUAAAACACUUAAACGAAUGGGUAUGAACAAAAUGUUAUUAAGAUUCCGUGAAUUGUUUGAUAGAACGUUACAACGGGCUCAAGAAGCUUUGCAAAAACCAUCCACACCGUCUGCUGAAGGACAAUCACCAAAGUCCUCGGGAGAUGAUGCAAACACUCAAAUGUCCACGUCUCCAGCUGCUCUGGACUUCCUCUGUGUUCAGGACUUCCCCCAUAAUACACCAGUCCAUCGUAGUUCUAGUAUAACAGAUUGUGGAGCGUGUAGUGAACAGUUUCAGAAGAUGGGUUUGCCAUCAUUUAGACCAAGUUAUCUAUUUCUAUUACAAGUGUUUAUGGAUGUUAUUCACGAGGCCUUGAGAUUAAGGUUAGAUCAAAGACCUAUGGGUGAGCCUUCACAUCUCAGUAUUAGACCGCUUUUGAGAGAAUGUAAGGAUGUUCUACAAGGUGCUGUGAUUGUUAAACAGUAUUAUCAACACAUGGUGUAUGCUGUGUUUGCUGAGGAAGAAAUGAUGGACUUGGAACAGUUUGAUCAAGACCUGAGGAAAAUGCUUGAUGAAUAUCUCACUUAUCUACAAACUUGGUUAUAUAUGUUACAAAAUCUGCCUGAAGCUUCAAGAAGUCUUAAGAAUGUACUUGACACUGAGUGGACAUUUACUAAAGGCAUUUGUCCUUAUAUUAUUGGAGGUGAAGCAGAGGCGGGAAAGAGGUUUAGCACUUUAGCAAGCAGUCUGUUAAAUUCUAUUGUGGAUUUCAUGGAGACAGGUAUAGAUGAUUUCACAGCCUCCUUGUAUGACUGGAAUAUGAGAGAUGAUGAAGAUGAGGAUCUAGAUGAAAAUGGUGAUGAAUAUGCAGAUGAAGAAGAUGAAAAUGGCAAUGCACAAUUUAUUUCACGAGAUACAGAUGAUGACAGCCUUGAUCCUUCAGAUUAUGAAAAUUCUAGGGAUGAUCAUGUUAAAAGAAUUAUGGAACUGAGACAUUCAUUCCAACAAACCUCCAGAAACUGUAAGAAGUUAUUUAAUGAAGCAAGGGAAAGAGCCACCAAAGCAUUAGGUUUUGCCAAAAUAUUAAGAAAGGAUCUUGAAAUAGCAGCAGACUUUAACAUAAUAGUCAACACAGCUGAGUUAAUGGAUAAAUUAAAAGAAACAAAUCAUGCCUUGGUGAUGGCAUCCAUGAAUCCAGGCUAUCAGAUGUUUAUACCAAACAAAAUAAUCAACAACCAACAAUUGAUUCUACAGUUACUGAAUGUCACCUGUGGUCGGGAUGAUGUUUCAAGGUCACAAGAUGACCCUCACAAGGAAGAUGGUUACCUGUUGAUGGUGAAAUGUGAAGGGGGACGAGAUCAUAAAUCAGAAUGUCCAAUCUGGGUCGGGAACUCUGUCAAAGUGGAACCAACAGCAGAAACUACUAUAGCCCUAUCUCAUAUUGAGGUUCAAGGAUUGCUGUUAGUUGUAAUCAAUGCUGGACAUUUAACAACACAGAGAAAAGAGUUUGAAGGGUAUGCUGGGAAAACAGUGGAGCUAGUCAAUGAACAAACCUCAUGUCAUCAAGCAAUAGCUGAAUCUUUAGCUGAGUUAAAAUCAGCUGCUGUAGAGUUACAAGAAAAAGUAGUUUUAGCCAUUAAACAGGUGGAUGAGAAAUUAAACUUUGAAGAUAUAGCAAACCUAGAAGACAACGAAAAAUACCAUCUACUGAACCUGUACAGAGAAACUAUGCUCAAAGGCUAUAACUUUGGAUUUGAGUAUCUGAAGGAGGUAACAAGGUUAGUUACAGGAGAGCCACGACAGAAACUAGGGACACGUCUCGUUAGCUUUGCCAAACAAUGGAUGCAGUUUGUAAUGGAGAAAUGUGAUAAAGGAAGAGGAAUGAGGCCAAAAUGGGCUAGCCAUGGACUUGAUUUCCUCACUGUAGCCUGUCAGCCUGUAGUACUUGCUGGAUUAACAGAACAAGAAUUUCAGGAUUUGAAGCACAGUAUCAACAACUGCAUAUCACAUGUGAUAGGAUCAGCUGAUCGUAAUAUACCUACAAGUCCAACUCAUGGUGGAUCCAUGCAUUCUUCAAGGUCAUCAAGUUCUGAUUUUGGAGGUGGGCGGUCCUAUAUGAGAUUCCCAUCCUGGCCAACAACUGAGUCACCAAUCAAACGAUCUACAUCACAGAUGUCAACAAAGUCAGCUGAUGGAGUUUCCUCCCCUUUGUCUGCGGGCUCUGACACAAGAAGUUCCAAACGCAGCUCUAUAGAAUCUAUGCCAGAAGUAUUAGAGUCGUGUAUUUACGAUGGGGAAGACGGUGGUCUAAUUUUAGAUAUAUGUCACCGACGUCGCAGUAGAGGUGGGUCUUGUGAUUUUAGCCAUGAAAUAAUACCACUGUCUGAGAAAGCUUCAAAGAAGAUAGAAAAACUGGAGGAGGACAGGACCAAGAAGUUACAGGAACAAAGAGUGAUUGGCAGGGAAGUCAGUAAAAAGUCAGAGACAGACUACCGUAUCAAUGUACGAAGGGUUAAUUUUAGAUGGCAAAGAGGUUUAAAAAUAGGUGAAGGUCAGUUUGGAAAGGUAUAUUCUGCUGUCAACAUGGAUACAGGUGAUCUGAUGGCCAUGAAAGAGAUGAAAUUCCAAGCUAAUGACCACCAAGCCCUGAAGGAGAUUGCUGAUGAGAUUAUAAUGUUUGAGGGAAUACAGCACCUCAACUUAAUAAAGUACUAUGGUGUUGAAGUACACAGGGAUGAAAUGUUGAUUUUUAUGGAGUAUUGUGACAGAGGAACAUUAGAAGAAGCCAGUAAAAUGGGACUACCUGAACAUCUCAUGGCAUUGUAUGCCAAGGAAAUCCUCAAAGCUAUUGGUCACCUUCAUGAGUUCAAUAUAGUCCAUAGAGACAUCAAAGGAGCUAAUGUCUUUCUGACUUCUGAGGGAUGUCUUAAGUUGGGAGAUUUUGGUUGCUCAGCCAAGCUAAAGAGUCAACAGACCAUGCCAGGAGAGUUCAAUAAUAUGGUAGGAACCACAGCUUACAUGGCCCCUGAAGUUAUCACUAAAAGUGGGUCAGGAGGUCAUGGUCGUGCAGCAGAUGUCUGGAGCUUAGGGUGUGUCAUCAUAGAAAUGGCUACAGGAAAGAGACCAUGGCAUGAGUUGGAGAAUAACUAUCAAAUCAUGUUUAAAGUAGGAAUGGGUAGUAUACCUAGUAUUCCAGAUACGUUAAGUUUUGAUGGCAAGGACUUUGUUUCACAUUGUCUAGAACCAGACCCAGAAAUAAGAUGGACUGCAUCUCAAUUAAUAGACCAUCCAUUUGUCAAGGUACAAAUGGAAGAACCUGAUGGAGAUUCUUAAAGGGAGAUAAUACAGAUAAUACCAAAGGGAGACAAUCUACUACAACUAUUGAGGAAUCAUAUUCUUCUGCAGAAAGAUGGAUCAAAGAUCAUCUAACUAAUUAAUGAACUAUGAAGUACAGUAGUGAAGAUUUAACCAGCAAUAUAACUGGUACGGUGGCAACUCAUUUUAAAAUUGUGUAACAUCUUAAUUUGAUAUUCACUUUCUUACUCCUUCAAGUGAUUUUAUAGGCUUUAGUUAUAUUAAAAUUAUUUUUGUUUUGUUUUAAUGAAAUUGUUUUCACAGUAGGAUGAAGAGCUCAUUUCUGUACAACACAUGUUAAGUAAAAAAACUGUCCCAAAAUUUCAGUCUCAUUAACAUUAGUCCCCUCAAAAUAAUUCUUAAAAUUAAUAGCUAAUCAUCAUGAUCAUUUAUAUGCAAUUUGAUAUAAAUUGAUAAACAAAUAACUGUAAACACCUAUUUUUGUGUAUGUCUCACUACCACCAAUAAAAGGUGUAUACACAAGAUAGUACAAACUAUAUCUUCUUACCAUGCAUGUGGACAGGGCAGUGUUAAAUAUCGUAGCUGCUAAUUAGUGCUACAUAGAUCUUGACUAUUGAACAUGUUGCUAUAGACUAGUUGCUACAUAGAUAUUGAUAGCAGCUACGUAGUAGCUACGAUAUUGAACUCAACCCAGGUAACUGUUGUCUCAUAUAUAGUAGACUUCAUUUGUCUGCAAUCAGUACAAACAAUAUUUCUGUGUGAAAUUUCAUUUCAUUUGCUCAACCUUUUGUAAUCUCUUGCUCAUUUUAUUUAUUGUCAGAAUAGUCCUCCAUGUUUAUGAAGUUUGACUGCCACAAUCAGUAGGAUUAUAAUUUAGUUGUGGAUAAAAUAUUUUAUUUUUUGUUAUUUAAUAUUUUCAUUUGUUUGAAUUUUAAAAUGUGACCAUAUUUUAUGUCUAGAAAAUUAUUCAGCCUGAAGUACUCUUUAUAUUUUACAAUAGUCAGUAACAACUGUAAAUAACAAUUGGCAGUAUAAAAAUAAUCAAUCAUAUUAUGCAGAAAUUAUUUUUGUAAAAAAGAAAAUUGUAAUGAGAAUAAUCAGUGAAUAAGUUUUUUAAAUUGCUAAUGUAAUCAUUUCAUAUCAUUUGAUCUCUCAUAUGGGCAUUUGUGUAUAAGGGCUUAAUUGAUUAUCUGAAAAUGGUACCAAAUCUCUUAAUGUAUUUAUUAGACGAAGCAAAAAAGUGAUGGAACAGCCUUAUAAUGUCUCCUACAGUUCAGUCAUAUUCUUUAUUUUAUAUAAAAACAAAUUGUAAUGAUAACUAUGUGAAGGUCUAUUCUUUUAAAAGCAUUAUUGACAAUUGUACUUAAUUUCAAAGUUAAAAAAAACAAGGCUAAUAUUCUGCUUUUUAUGAAUUAUAAUGUUGAAUCUCAAAUAAAAUCAUGCUAGCAAUACAUCCAACCCAAUAUUUGUCUCCACUCCUUUAAAACUUAUCUAUUUUCCCUGAAUGCCUUCAUUUUAAUUGAUAUUUAGUAGUUCGAAUGGAUUUGCUGGGCUUUUCUAUUGAAAAUAAUACUACUGUUUGCCCAACUUGUUUAAUAUGAAAUAGAAUAAAGAUUUAAUUAGCAUUGUGUUUGAUGUUCAGAAGAUCCAUAUACCUGUGAAACAACAUUCUACAUUUGUGUGGUAAUGCUAUCUAUUUAUGGGAUGAUGUUAUUUCUAUUAUUUGAACCAAUUCAACAUAUUACAUAUGUACAGGAUGGGACAUUGUGUUUACAAUUUAUAUAUCAAAACAUUAUGGACUUAAAAAGUUGAUAGAAUUUACAACUAUUUAAAAUUGAAUGUAAACUGAAAUGUUUGUUUUGUCUAUGGAAAGUUUUAGAGAUAUGUAUGGGUUUAAUUGUAGUAAGAUGCACACUAAAUAUUUCUUUUAAAGAUGUCAUUUUCUUUUGUCCUUACAUCACUCUUAUUUUAACAGUUUUAUUUUUGACAGUUGUUAUUGUUUUUUAAUUUAUUUAAGUUAGUGCUUGUUUGUAAUUUCUGUGAUAUUACCAGUUCUCUUUAAUGUACUGUAAAUUCAGAAAUUAGUGUAGUCAUUUAUUAUUAUGAAUGAUAUGCAUGGUUAAAUUAUUCUAUUGGAAAAAAAGAUUAUGAUGAAAAAUUAUUUCUGAAAUUAUGAAUGCAAGUUUUUAUUAUUGCCACCUUUUUGCAUUAGUUAACACAUUGCAAUGAUUUCUGAAUAUGCAGUUAUAUUUUAUACACAUGAGUUUGGUGGUCAGUUGCCCGAUAAUCAAAAAAGUAUUCAAAGUGAAACUAUUUAACUGCCUUAAAAUGUUGCUUAUUGUAAAAAAAAGUAUUAAGUCAGUGUUUAAAAACUUUUGUUUUAUUGGUUUUAAAGUAUAUCAGAAUAAUGCAGGACAGGUUUUCUUAAGAUGCUGUCACAAGUUCAGACAUAAAAAGCACUAUAGACACAACCUUUUAUAUAAAGUAUUAAUUUUCACAAUGGAAACCUUUUACAUAUAUAUCUGUAAUAACACUAACAGUACCCGUUUUCCUGCACCAGAUGCGCAUUUCGACAAUUCAUGUCUCUUCAGUGAUGCUCGUGCCCAAAAUAUUUGAAAUCUUUUUUAAUUUGUAAACCAUUAUAAUAAAUGACCAAUUCUCUCUUCUUUAGCAAGAUAAAUUUCUAAGCAUUUUUGGUGAUGAAACAUCAAAUUUAUCAAGUGGAACUUUUGAAAUAAAUGUUCUUGUAUUAAUAUUUAUCAUCUUUGCUGUUAACAAAUUUUGUUUUAACCCUAAUAGUUGAUAUCAAAGACACAAAAAACAGAUAGAAUAUGAAACAUAUCAGAAUAUAGUCAUUAAGGAAGUAAAUUAUUUGGUUGUGAAAGGGAGAUCUUUAUCAGUAAAUAGUGAAAAAAUUGUCAGUAUUGAAGAAUUUACUUUUACUAAAAUAUCUGGUUUAAUUUUUUGGUUGGUUUUUGUGCCUUUGUUAGUAGUUAACACAUGUUUUAUAGUAUAACAAAAUUUCAUUCCAAGUGGUUUUUUAUUUCUAAUUAAGUAAACCAAUGACAAACAUCAAUCAACUUAUAUGUAUAGUUUGUUAAUUAUGCACAUUUUUCAUUCAAAUUUUUGAUUAAUUUACUUUAAAAAAAAAGUGUACUUAGAAUUGUUUAUGAGUGAUGUCUCCAUAUUUUGGCCUGAAUGAAUGGAUGGCUUAUAAUAAUCAACUUUUAAAGUACAAAUUACUUCAUUGUUCUAUUUCUCAAGUAUACUUGUCCUGAAGAACAUGCCAACCAUUUAAACUGCUACUUUGUGGUAAUUUAUUAUUGUUGUUUUUAAUGUUGAUUUGCUCUUACUUUUUGAACGACAACUGUGAAUACGUAGAGGUGUACCCUCGUAUGGUUACAAUUUUUUAGUGUGUGUGUGUAUGAGAUUAAGCAUGUUUGAUAGAUAAGGGAUGAAUUAUAUCAUUGAUAUUUCAUCUUUGCUUUGCAGAAUAAUGAAAUAUUAAAGAUUCAAGUAUUGAAUGAAAAUCAUAAGAUAUUUUUAAUGUAGUUCAUUAUAUUGUGGAAAUUGAAAAUCAAAUAAUUUUUUUCCUAAAAAUAUAUAUCCCAAGACCAUUACUGAUUGCAUCUUAAGUUAAGUUACAAAUUUUAAACUGAUUUUAGAAUUUACACAAAAAAUUAGUUUUUCUCUGUGUCUAUAAGUCAGUAAUUGAGUUUGACCAUGUCAUCUCAGGUUUAAAGAAUCGAAUGAUAUUUGUUUGUUGAUCAUGUGAUAAUCUGCAUUGAUCAUGUGAUAAUCUGCAUUGGUCAUGUGAUAAUCAGUGUUGAUCAUGUGAUAAUCAGUGUGAAAUGUUAUUUAUUGAUGUGAAAACACCUAUUUGUUAUCCUAUGUAUAUAUUGUACAUAAAUGUUAUAUUGUGUAAAUAUGAGAUUUUAAUGUACAAGUUGUUGAUUGGUUGUCAUAACGUGUAAGAUAUUUGAUUCUUAUUGAGAAUUAAAUAAAUAAGAAACUUAU